Messenger RNA from Plutella xylostella (diamondback moth), 1998 nucleotides. Lineage: Eukaryota; Metazoa; Arthropoda; Insecta; Lepidoptera; Plutellidae. The record is from RefSeq and is a predicted model, not a curated record.
AUGCCGCAGGGGUUGAUUAACCUGUAUUGUAUUAUUUGUCUCCAGCAACUGAAAGAUGAGCUCGGCGAGGUGGUGGCGGAGCUGGAGGCGCUGGACGGGCAGGACGAGUGCAAGCAGAGCAGCAAGGCCAAGCAGAUGAGCAUCGGCCGGAAGAAAUUCAACAUGGACCCCAAGAAAGGCAUAGAGUACCUCUACGAGAACGGCCUUCUCCAGCGGACGCCUGAGGACGUAGCUCAAUUCCUGCACAAGGGCGAGGGGCUGAGCAAGACGGCCAUAGGCGACUACCUCGGCGAGCGCUCCGACUUCAACGAAGCGGUGCUGAAGGCGUUCGUGGAGCUGCACGACUUCACGGAUCUGAUACUGGUGCAGGCGCUGAGACAAUUCCUCUGGUCCUUCCGCCUACCCGGAGAAGCUCAAAAAAUCGACCGAAUGAUGGAGUGCUUCGCCCAGCGCUACUGCCAGCUCAACCCGGACAUCUUCACCAAUGCGGACACGUGCUACGUGCUCAGCUUCGCCAUCAUCAUGUUGAACACGUCCUUACACAAUCCGAGUGUGAAGGACAAGCCCACGCCGGAGCAGUUUGUGGCCAUGAACAGGGGGAUCAAUAAUGGGGGCGAUCUGCCGCAGGAGCUGCUCUUGUCAUUAUACGAGUCUAUAAAGACGGAGCCGUUCAAGAUCCCCGAGGACGACGGCAACGACCUCAUGCACACGUUCUUCAACCCCGACAAGGAGGGCUGGCUGUGGAAGCAGGGCGGCAGAUACAAGUCGUGGAAGAGACGGUGGUUCAUCCUGAACGACAACUGCCUGUACUACUUCGAGUACACGACGGACAAGGAGCCGCGGGGGAUCAUCCCGCUAGAGAACAUCUCCGUGCGCCCGGCCAGCGACCGGCAGCGGCCGCACUGCCUCGAGCUGUACGCGAGCGGCGGCGCUGACCUCAUCAAGGCGUGCAAGACCGACUCCGAGGGCAAGGUGGUGGAGGGGAAACACACUGUCUACAGAAUGUCAGCGGCAACGGUAGAAGAGCGAGACGAGUGGAUCGAGUGUCUCCGUCGCUCCAUCAGCCACAAUCCCUUCUACGACAUGCUCGCGCAGCGCAAGAAGAAGGCACAGCACAGCGUGCAUUCCAACUCGCACUAAAACGUUCUAUGGUGUUCUAAAACCUUCCAGAGUCUUCUAGAAACUUCCAGAACUCGUCACAAGACACAUCCACCGAUGAUGUGACGGAUAAUACAAGAAUGCAGAAAAUAACACGUAGUGAGUGCUAUUUUGAUAUUAAGCCGUGUAAAGACUAGAUUAGAACUACUUUAGUGCAUAAUGGUCUACUGAAUUGUAAAUGCAAAAGAGUAUUUUUGUACGAAACGUCAAUACUCACUGAUUUCAGUCUCGUUUUGUAUGGCAAAGUUAUUAGACAGUCGUUGUUAAGAUCGUGAUAAUGAUUAGUCCUUAAAACUUGUUACAUAUUAAAAUGUACCUACAACAUCUGUAUGGAAAUCUAUAAUUAGACAUCAUCUAUACGGAUUGAUAGAUUCGGUAUGCUUACUACAGGUUUUAUAGUUUAGCAAAUGGAAAAAAAAUACUUUUUCUUCAUUUUCUGCGAAAAGUUUCACGAUAGUUUCCGCUAGAGGCGCCACUUUGUAUGCGAGAAAACAAAAACUUUCACAGUUUAUGAAAAGUAUAAAAACUAGUACUAAACGUAGGUCAAAUCCAUGAAUUGACAACUUAAAUGAUGUAUUAAAGUGUCUUAUGAAAAUCUACUAUUUCGUAGUACUUACAAGACUAUCCUUUGAUUAUCCUUUUAUUGGUAUGCAAUAUACCGAAGAAAAUCUGUAAGGUCAGGACAGGACAACAAAUAUAACCUUUACGUCCAUAGUUUUAAGAGUCAUCAUUGAUUUUACUAUAAGAGCUUUAUUUUCUGUUAUGAAAUAUUCAACUCAUGUGAACAUACAGAAUGCUAAUGAUGCUAUUGAGCGAAAUUAUUAAAUAAUAUUAUGAGAA